Molecule: messenger RNA, 909 nt
Organism: Rhododendron vialii
Lineage: Eukaryota; Viridiplantae; Streptophyta; Magnoliopsida; Ericales; Ericaceae
Exons: 1
Coding region: 1-909 (302 amino acids)
Molecular function (GO): RNA-DNA hybrid ribonuclease activity; nucleic acid binding
Source: RefSeq, a predicted model, not a curated record
AUGGGGUGUAUGUUGGCACAAGAAGGAGACGAUGGGGUUGAAAGGGAUGUCUACUAUCUAAGCAAAAAAAUGGUGGGAUGCGAAGAGCGUUAUACUCCGUUGGAGAAAACAUUCUGGGCACUCGUCUGGGCUUCUAAAAAGUUGAGACAUUAUAUGCUAGCCUACCCAGUAAGACUGAUUUCUCGAAUGGACCCUCUCAAGUACUUGUUUGAGAAACCUGCUCUCACCGGGAGGAUGGCACGAUGGUUACUAAUGCUAGCAAAAUUUGAAUUAAUAUAUGUUACCAGGAAAUUUGUAAAGGGGAGAGCUGUUGCUAAAUUCCUAGCCGACUGCCUAGUCAAGGAAGGUGAAGAUGUUGAGUUUCAGUUUCUUGAUGAAGACGUAAUGCCUCUAGCUGAGGAUGUUUGGAGGUUAUACUUCGAUGGUGCUGCGAAUCAGAAGGGGUUUGGAAUCGGUGUACUAUUAAUAGAACCCAAUGGGUCUCACAUCCCACUCGCCUUCAAGCUAAACUUUGAGGCUACCAAUAAUCAAGCAAAAUAUGAGGCUUGCAUUGUGGGAAUGGAAGUAGCACUUGAGAUCGGCAUAGAAAAAUUGGAAGUGGUGGGAGAUUCCAACUUGGUAGUGUCACAGACCAAUGGGGACUGGAAAGUUAAGGAGGAAAAACUGAAGCCAUACCAUCAGGACCUCGAAGAUCUCAUCCCCCAUUUCAAUAAGGUGACUUUCACUCAUGUGCCGACACUCAAAAAUCGAUUCGCAGAUGCCUUGGCGGCCUUAGCAUCUAUGGUCGAAAUCCCUCUCAGUGUGAAGCUAAGGCCGAUUGUGAUCGAACAAAGAGAUACGCUGGUAUAUCAACAUGUCAUGACUAUUGACGAGCCCGAUGAUGGUCACCCCUGGUAUUACGACAUUUGA